This is a messenger RNA of Mus musculus (house mouse), 2751 nucleotides long. RefSeq names its product zinc finger protein 957 (gene Zfp957). The record is from RefSeq and is marked validated. Gene Ontology annotation, molecular function: DNA binding. Lineage: Eukaryota; Metazoa; Chordata; Mammalia; Rodentia; Muridae. Bases 749 to 2452 code for a protein of 567 amino acids. Gene Ontology annotation, cellular component: nucleus. The transcript has 3 exons.
ACCAACCCUAGGCAGGUGGUCCUGGGUGGACCAGUAGAGAGAAUUCCUCUGUGGUCUCUGCUUCAAUUCCCACCUCCAGGCUCCUGCUCUUGCUUCUCCUGAUGGACUAAAACGUGGAAGUAUAAGCUACGCCAGCCCUUUCCUCCUCCAGGCUUUGAAAUAUGUGCAGGGCUGGAGGUGGAGAAGCAGGAAGCGAGGCCUGGCAGAUGAGCAAUGUUUCCUUGGAGACUUGGAUUUGAUUUCAGUUCUGCACAGAAUACCCCUCAGCCUUGUCUGCUUCAUUUUACUUUGUGAGGAGAGAUGCGCGUAUACCCUCUCAGUGCCCAAUCCUUUGAUUAACGAAGUUGGAAUUGGCCAAUGACAGGAGGCUCUGAGGAAGUAUUUGUUGACCCAAAGUAGUAGUUUUCAGCCCUGGGUGAUGACUUGGACACCUUGAAAACCUGUAGAGGAACAGAUAUGUAGAAGAAGAGUGUCCUGGAUGAGACUACAGCUCGGUGGUUGAACACUGAAUGGUACGCAUGAGGUUUCCGUUCCAAGCACCAAGAGCAAAACAAAACCCCAUAAAAACAAUGGAUGUCUUUGCUUGGACAUUUUUCACCCAUGUGACUCAUGAAGUCAGAUGCUGAUAAACACCAAGCCAUACAGCAAGAAGGCUCACAACAGAUGUCCCUCCCUUGAGCUUGAACCUUCAAGGCUCUGGAAUUGUGAACAAAGAAAUUGGUGUGCUUAGAGGAGACCAAUCGGUAGUAUGAAUAAGCAAAAGAAACAGAAGCAGCAACCACCUCCACCUCCUCAGCCCCCUCAGAUUCCAGAAAGUUCUGCAGAUGAAGAGCCAAAGCCAAAAAAGCGGAGGCAAAGGAGGGAGAGAAGGAAGCCUGGGGCCCGGCCAAGGAAGCGGAAAACCAAACAAGCAGUUCCCAUUGUAGACCCUCAAGAACCGGAGAUCAAGCUAAAGUACGCUACCCAGCCACUAGGUAAAACCAAUGCCAAAACCAAGUCUUUCCCCCCUUACAUCCAUGCAGUAAAUAAGGGUGAACUUGGAGCUGUUUGUACAAUCGUCAAUGCUGAAGAAGACGAAGAACAGAUCAAAUUGGUGAGGAGCCGGAAGGGUCAGAGAUCUCUGACCCCUCCCUAUAGCAACACAGGAAGCAAAGUGCUCCCAGCUUCAUCCUUUAUGCUGCAGGGACCUGUGGUAACAGAAUCUUCUGUAGUGGAGCCGGUGGUUUGCUGUCUCUGUGGCAAGGGGGCCGGUUACGGUAACAUGGGUGACCUCUUUGGACCCUUUUAUCCCCAAAAUUAUCCAGCCACUCUUCCGAAGAAUCCACCUCCUAAGAGGUCCACAGAAAUGCAGAGCAAAGUCAAGGUUCGGCACAAAAGUGCUUCUAAGGGUUCUAAAACUGACACUGAGGAGGAGGAGCAACAGCAGCAGCAGAAGGAGCAGAGGAGCCCGGCUGCUCAUCCUAGGUUCAAUCUGCGCCAGCGCUCCAAAGACUCUGCUGGAGGUCCUCGGUCCCUGUCCAGGGGGCGCCCUCGUAAAAAUGUAGCCUCUAAGGGCAACAGUAAAGAGACUGUUUUAGACACAAAGCCCUCUGUACCUGCCUCAUCAAAAGGUGGUCCUGAGCGGGGUGGAGGUCCUCGGUCCCUGUCCAGGGGGCGCCCUCGUAAAAAUGUAGCCUCUAAGGGCAACAGUAAAGAGACUGUUUUAGACACAAAGCCCUCUGUACCUACCACAUCAAAAGGUGGUCCUGAGCGGGAGUGGAGUAGUCCUGAGCGGGGUGGAGGUCCUCGGUCCCUGUCCAGGGGGCGCCCUCGUAAAAACGCAGCCGCUAAGGGCAGCAGUAAAAAGACUGUUUUAGACACAAAGCUCUCUGUACCUACCACUUCAAAAGGUACUAAUAGUUCAAAAACUGACACUCAGGAGCAACAGCAGCAGAAGGAGCAGAGGAGCCUGGCUGCUCAUCCUAGGUUCAAUCUGCGCCAGCGCUCCAAAGACUCUGCUGGAGGUCCUCGGUCCCUGUCCAGGGGUCGCCCUCGUAAAAAUGUAGCCCCUAAGGGCAACAGUAAAGAGACUGUUUUAGACACAAAGCCCUCUGUACCUACCACAUCAAAAGGUGGUCCUGAGUGGGAGUUACAAAUCCCUGAACGACCUCUCCCCAGCAACGAAUUUUGGGUCCAUGAGGAUUGUAUUCUCUGGGCCAAUGGAACCUACUUGGUCUAUGGCAGGCUCUAUGGCCUGCUGGAAGCGCUGGAAAACGCCAGAGAUGUGACAUGCUCCCACUGCCAGAAGGCUGGCGCUACUCUGGGCUGCUACAACAAAGGCUGCACCUUCCGAUACCAUUACCCAUGUGCCAUUGAUGCAGAUUGUUUGCUGAAUGAGGAGAAUUUCUCAGUGAGGUGCCCCAAGCACAAGGUGAGACUGCAGAGACGAGAAGGUGGUGAUGGACAAACAUGACAGAAUGGAAUCCUCCUGUUGAGCAACCAUACCUCACUCUGCUCUACCCUGCACCCCCGCUGCGUCUGCCUAGGCCAGCACUUCCUAUGUUCUCAGGUCACACUCAAACUGGUGACACCACAGGAAAAGAAAGAUACAAGAUGUUGGAAUGGCCGUUUCCAUGGACACAAUCUCCAUUGUGACAAUGUGGGGGAGGGGGAGGGGUGGGCUGAUGGGGAAACGGGGAGUUAAAAGGGAGGGAUAAUAUAUAUCUAUAUAAAUAAAUUUUUAUUAAACUAAUAAAAUUUAUUUUAAAAUAU